Ustilaginoidea virens is the source of this 1797-nucleotide messenger RNA. RefSeq lists its product as uncharacterized. Gene Ontology annotation, cellular component: plasma membrane. The record is from RefSeq and is a predicted model, not a curated record. Bases 1 to 1797 code for a protein of 598 amino acids. The transcript is spliced from 2 exons. Gene Ontology annotation, biological process: intracellular iron ion homeostasis; iron ion transport; copper ion import. Lineage: Eukaryota; Fungi; Ascomycota; Sordariomycetes; Hypocreales; Clavicipitaceae. Gene Ontology annotation, molecular function: ferric-chelate reductase activity.
AUGGGUUGGCCUUACGAGUUCCUCACCCGCCUCACCCAUCAGGAGGCCCUGCUGCGCCGCCAGUCUAUCGACCUCUAUGCCUGCAUCGCCCAUUACUCGGCCCUCGUCCCGGCCGUCGUUUUCCUGCUGUACCGCAUCCUGCAACGUGUCGUGAAACACGAACGCGCCAGGCAUGGCUCGGCCUCGAGUGACCAAGGCCGCUAUACCGCCGUCCCUGGAUCCCCCACCGCCAAAGCAGGCCAGCAUGGCUUGCUGGGACAGACGGCCCGCCGAAUGGGAAUGGCUGCAUGGUGGCUUCGAGAUGACGUCGUCCUCGCUGGUUGUCACUGGGGCCAGCGAGACGAGUGGCUUCUCGGUGCUCUCUGGACCGGCUGGCUACUGGUCUUGGCCAUCAGCGGAACGGGAAAAGACUACUUCCAUCUCACCAAGCGAUUCGGCGCCAUUGCCGUCUCCCAGCUUCCGAUCCAGAAUUUGCUAGGCCUCAAGGCCCUGAAUCCCUUUGCUUGGAUCUUCAGGUCCUCCCACGAGCACGUCAAUCGCUAUCACAGAGUCCUCGGACGCAUCAUUUACGGCUUCCUGCUGACCCACCUGCUGCUGUACAAUGCCUACUUCAUCGCAGCCGGUGUUUGGCCCAGACGCCUCCUCAACCCCGUCGUCUUUUUCGGCUUGCUCGCCUCGUUCGGCUUCCACGGCAUGACGGCCACCGCGGUGCGUGCUGUCAGGCAGUACUCGUACCGGCUGUUCUUCAUCACGCACUUGAUUGUGGCUCUGUCGGUGCCCAUCCUGCUCUUCUUACACGCCUCCUCUACCAGGCUGUACGUUGUCGAGGCCAUGGUCGUCUUCGCCAUCGAUGUGGCCGUUCGCCGCAUCACCGCCAUGUAUGCACCGUCAGUGCUGGAGACGGUGCCUGGAACGAGCCUUGUCAAGGUCACUUGCUCGAUCCCGGCCCACAGGUUGGCUUCGUUCCGCACCUCUCCCGGAUCCCACGUUUACCUGAGCAUCCCGCCGUCGUCCCGAACUAUGGCUGUCCCCUCGUCCAAGUCCCGCGUCUUUGACUUUCUGUUCAACCCCUUCACCGUGGCUGCGGUCGAUGAUGAUGAAGGAACCAUUAGCCUGAUUUCUCGUACGAGAAACGGUCCCAUGACCAGUGCCUUGUCCGACCUGUCUUCUGCCAUGUCGCUGGCACCCACCGCCCCCGCAGCGGAAUCCCGCAAGAUCGCCUUGUGCAUUGACGGCCCCUACGGCACCAUGACCUCCCGCUUCAAGGACCUGCUCCUCUGGGGACCAAGCAGGGUCCUUCUUGUGGCCGGAGGGGUCGGCGCCACCUUCAUCGUGCCGACUUAUCAAGCGUUGCAAAACGACUAUCCCGCUGCCAAGACCCAGCUCGUGUGGUCCAUCCGCGGCGCCGGAGACGCCACCUGGGCUGUAUCGAACAGCGCCUCCGGAAAAGGCCUCCUCGACGACCCCGACGUCCAUAUUUUUCUGACUGGUGACAUGGGUGUCGACGAUGACAACGACAACGCGGCUGGUGGUGGUGGUGGUGGUGGUGUUGGUGCGGUGGAAAUGUUCGAGCUGCGCCGGGUCAACAACAACGGCCGCCUCUCCGCUCAUCACAACCGAAGACGACCCAAUAUCCAGAAGCUGGUGGAUGACGUGUUUCGCCACGGGCAGGCCGAAUCAGUAGCCGUGCUCGUCUGCGGGCCCGAGGAGAUGGUGCGGGAAGUCCGGCUGAGAGUGAGGCCGUGGGUCAUGAGGGGACGAAGUGUCUGGUGGCACAGCGAGGCGUUUGGUUGGUAA